ACGCAAGCAGCCGCGACGCCAUUUGCUGCGGCCGAGCGUGGGCGCAGGCGGAUCUCGGAAGAACUCGGUCUCUAGACUCUCCCGCGCACGCGACCGGGUCUCCAGCCCCUGCUUGGUGCUGCGCUGUCUCACGCGCAGUCCCUCGGAGGAGUCGCCGCCGCUGCCGCCACCCGAAUAGGAGUCGGAGACGCCGCGAGGCCGCCGUUACCACCAUGCCCAAGAAUAAAGGUAAAGGAGGUAAAAACAGACGCAGAGGUAAGAACGAGAAUGAAUCUGAAAAAAGAGAGCUGGUGUUCAAAGAAGAUGGGCAAGAGUAUGCUCAAGUAAUCAAAAUGCUGGGAAAUGGACGAUUAGAAGCGAUGUGUUUUGAUGGUGUAAAGAGGUUAUGUCACAUCAGAGGGAAAUUGAGAAAAAAGGUUUGGAUAAAUACCUCAGACAUUAUAUUGGUUGGUCUACGAGACUACCAGGAUAAUAAAGCUGAUGUAAUUUUAAAAUACAAUGCAGAUGAGGCUCGAAGUCUGAAGGCAUAUGGCGAACUUCCAGAACAUGCUAAAAUCAAUGAAACUGAUACAUUUGGCCCUGGAGAUGAUGAUGAAAUCCAGUUUGAUGACAUUGGAGAUGAUGAUGAAGACAUUGAUGAUAUCUAAAUCGAACUCAACCAAAUUUUACAUUCCAAUUUCUCUGAGGAUAUCUGAAUAAUUUGGAUUUUGGCUGUGAUCUGUUAAAGAAGAUUAAAAUUUCAUUAGCAUGAGUGCAAUUUGUUAAAGCAAACUGAUUUGUUUCUAAGGUAUUUCUUUAAAAACUGGUAAUGCUGAGUUCUCUUAAGUGAAAUGUUAAACCCACUUUGUUCUUUUGAUGAAAUGGAGCUUAUGGGUAAAAGACCACAUCUACUAUUUUAAAAAAGAGAAAAAAAAUGCAUUACUAUUUCUCCCAUUUUGACCACUUCCACUAAGUAAAUGAAUGUUUGGAAUAAACCAUUUGCCCUACACUCAUGGAUUAUAAUUAAGCCCUAGUGUGAAUUUCUGUAUAUUCCAGUUACCUAGAUGUUCCCUUGAGAUUUUGAUACAAUUUAAGAGAGGCAGAAGUCUGCAUUGGAAGUAAAAAAUGGUCUGUUUUUCAUAUUUAAGUAACAUGUGGAUAUUUUUAUACUAAUUUUGAUAUCACGUACAUUCUUUUCAUGAUCUUAUUUUGCCACUGUAAACGUAUCAACUAAAAAAAGCGUUUCCAAAAUGCAGUUUUAUAACCUGAGUUUUAAUAGCAAUUUUGAAUUUGUAAGAUUAGUAGUUGCAGAAGUCAAACACUAGGUGGCACCCAGUAAUCUUAACGUUGGAAAUGCUGAUAUAGUUGUCUUUUUUUUUUUAACUAACUGUGCAUAGGAAAUUUCCCAAACAACAGAUUAUUUUGAUCAUAUGCAUGUAUGUAGAAUAUUUUUACAGAACAAAAAGAUUAAGUUAAAAGUGUCAUUUUAUUUUCAGAAGUCAUAUACAUGUAAGCUACAAUUUUGAGUGCUUUAUAGACACUUAAAUUAUGUGUAAAUGAAAAUUUAAUUUCAUAACAGCUUGUACAAAUUAAACCUUCUUCAAAGUAUCCCUAAGCUGGGGGAAGAGGAGGAAAUAACAACUUAAUGAAAAGAUGGUCUCCAAUUUGUGAAUGGAAGAACUGCAUACAGCAGAGAAAUAUAAUAAAGACAUAGUGAUGCUGCAGAGUAUAUUAUACCCUUACUUUGUGUUUAGGAUGUAUUUUAUCGUGUGUACAGAUUGUUUUGCUUAUAUUUUAUUGGGAAUUUAGAUUUACCCUUUCUUACUUAGUUUUUCAUUAUCAACUCUAGUAAGGUGAAAUUAGGGACUGGACUAGUUAGACCUCACUAGCCAUAUUGAAAUCAUAAAAUGUAAAAGAAGAGAUCCUUCGUGUAGUAUGUAAAGCUUUUAUUCUACUGGUCUCCAGAGAACUUUUCAGUGUUGAAAAAUAAUAAAAAGAGGAGUAAACCUUCACGUGGCUUCAGAAUAUAAGCGUAUCUUCUCUGAUCCCACGCUUAGUAUAAUUUCCUUUCCUAAAUGUGCAGACUCCUGAAUAAAAAUCUGAGGUACUAUAAAACAUUCUUAAAGACUAGAAAUUAAGAGUGGACAGUUGCAGUUCAUGUUUCUUAUUAUCUGGCGUUCCUGAACGCUUAACCUAGGUGGGGUGCAUCUGAGACCAUGGGCUGGUUUUUAAUACCUGUAAAGAACCAACCUUGAAGAAUUGAUGUAGUGAUUGUUUUCAUCAGUAAUCUAAACCACCUGAGAUAUUUAGGCUUCUGUACACUUAGGCUUCAAAAUACUUUUGCAAAAUUUGUGGUAUAUGUACAUCUUUCCUCCACAUUAUUUUACCAAGAAUGUUUUGACUGCAUCUGAUACAGUUCAUGGUAGGGAUGGUGCAACUCAGACAUUAGGUUUUCUGCUGACUUCCUCUAACAAAUAUGAUUUGUCUAAAGAUUCUUUAAGAACUGCAACUAUGACCCCAAUUUAUGUGUUUGCCAGUUUUGGGGUGGGGGGGUUGGUUUGUGUGGUUUUUUUGUUUUUUGUUUUUUGUUUUUUUCUUCCUUGCCUAGGUAGUAACAGCCCAAUCUGGUGCUGUUGUACCCUGGAAAAUCUCAAAUCAUAAUGAUUAAAGUAGUUGGAAUAAACUUACAGCUCAUAUGCAACACUACUUGGAGGAAUUAUUUUACUAACUUAUCUUUAAUGUGGAAAUUAUAUAGUUCCAUUGAUUUUAUUAUAUUUCAAAUGAAUGGAAGUGGUCCUUGAAAAAAUUUUUUGUUAUUGUUAUACUUUUUGGUUCCUAUAAUACAGUGCUAUACAGUGUGCCCUGAAAAGAAAAUAAAAUGUUUGAAAUCCAGAAA
Camelus dromedarius (Arabian camel) is the source of this 2875-nucleotide messenger RNA. It is a transcript of the gene EIF1AX, whose product is annotated as eukaryotic translation initiation factor 1A X-linked. Gene Ontology annotation, molecular function: RNA binding; translation initiation factor activity. The transcript has 7 exons. NCBI's taxonomy places the organism in Eukaryota, Metazoa, Chordata, Mammalia, Artiodactyla, Camelidae. Bases 213 to 647 code for a protein of 144 amino acids. The record is from RefSeq and is a predicted model, not a curated record. Gene Ontology annotation, biological process: translational initiation. Gene Ontology annotation, cellular component: cytoplasm.